AUGUCCACCACCUUGGAGCGACCGCCCACCAGCAACUCGCGAUUCGAGGAGGGACACCCUCAGCACACAUGGUAUCACGAUGCCUUCGCACCCAUCAUCGAAGUCUGGCUGUGGCUCAAGUCUAUCGUUCCGACGAGACUCAAGCUUAAGUGGCCAAAGUUCAACUUCAUCGCCGUUCACUAUGGCUACAUGAUCGGUAUGACAGCCUUCUUCUCCAUCCUGCUCUUCGGAAACCACCCGAAAGGCAUUGGCAUGCAGUACAUCGACGCUCUAUUCUUCGCCGCUGGUGCAGCCACCCAGUCUGGAUUGAACACUAUCGAUGUCAACAAUCUCAGCACAUACAAUCAAGUCGUCAUCAUGUUGGGAUGCUGCUUAUGCACUCCGGUAUUCAUAAACACCAUCGUCGUGCUGGUGCGACUUUACUGGUUCGAGAAGAGAUUUGAGCAUAUUGUCAAGGAAGCACGAGCAGUGAAGAAGUCGGGCACAAUCAGUCGAACCAAAAGUCAGAUGCGAGGCGACAAAGAGAAGGAUCCGGGAGCAUUGGAGGUGGGAUCCGUCAGACAAAAGCCCAUCGAGGUUCUGAAGAAUACCUUGCAGUUCAGCGCAGACACAUCGAAGGAUCCCAAAAAGCAAGAAGAAGCUAGGAGGUUUAGGGAGAAGAUGGGUCUGCAGGCAUCAGAUGGCAGUACAGAUGCAACACCGCAGGAAAGUCAGAGUGGCAGCAGUAGUAGUAAUACUGGUGAGCCAAGCGACUCGAACGAAACGAUUGGCGUGCCCGAGAUAUCGGUCAGGAAGGCGUCAAGAGGCAUGUCCAUCGAGAUGCCUCCUGCACCGAUAGACUUCGAGCGCCCACAGACACCUCGAACACCGCAGUCGCCCUUCAUGGGUCUCAAUCCUCGCCUGAACCGUGAUCGCGAGAUCACAUUCGCAGAUGAAGUGAAUACCGGCCGACAGUCUCCAGAGCUGGCGCGGAUACCGGAGCAUCGCGACAUCUCGAGACAUAUUGAGUUCCUGGAACGACAGAAUCAGAAACGAAAUGAAGCCGGUGCACUGCGCAUCCCCGGACCACGAGAGCGAGAUGCUGGCGAAGAUGUCAAACAGCUGGAAGAAGACCGAGAGUUACGUCGGUUGCGAACGAACUUGUCUAACGCGGAAAGUGCACGAAGCCGUAGUGUCGAUGCUCACAGCGAGAUCUCACACGACGAUCGGCCUGUGAGACGUGGUAUCACUAUUGAUGAGCCCGAACAUCCCGCCCAUCGUGACCGGAACGACGACGACGCAACUUUCACCAAGGACGAUCCGAGAGCCGGUGGCCUGUCUAAGCGUAGGAGCAAUCGCGGAUUCAACCUCAGCGAUGCACCUCGCACACUCUCGAGAAGCCUCACACAAUUCACCAACGGCCGGAAGGACGAAGACCCUAUGCCAUAUUUAAGCUGGAGUGCAACGACCGGCCGCAACAGCGCUUUCUUGGGUCUGACCCAGGAACAGCGAGAAGAACUUGGCGGCAUUGAGUAUCGAUCCUUGAAGACUCUUGCCAUGAUUCUGGUCUGUUAUUACGUCGGCUUUCACACUCUCGGCAUGUUGGUCUUCCUGCCGUGGAUGGCCGCUGGACACUAUGCCGACGUAGUCACAGCAGCAGAUCAAAACCCCCUCUGGUGGGGCAUUUUUACGCCAGCGUCAAUGUUCAACGAUUUGGGCUUCACACUCACCCCGGACUCUAUGGUCUCCUUCCAGACGUCGGUCUUGACGCUACUGUUCGGCUCCUUCCUCAUCAUCAUUGGCAACACUGGCUUUCCAUGCAUGCUACGUUUCAUCAUCUGGUUCCUGGCCAAGUUCGUUGCGAGUCACGGGAGUCCAUGGUGGGAAGAGCUUCGGUUCCUCCUCGACCACCCACGCCGAUGCUUCACGCUGCUGUUUCCGUCUAAGGCUACUUGGUGGCUCUUUUGGGUGCUCGUUGGGCUCAACGUUAUCGAUCUGAUCUUCUUCGUCAUCCUCGACUUGGACGAAGCCGCGGUCACAUCGUUGCCUGUCGGGCUGCGAAUACUGAACGGCUGGUUCCAGGCCGUGUCCACCAGGACUGCCGGUUUCGCGUCGGUCUCACUGGCCGACUUACAUGCCGCGAUUCAAGUCAGCUAUCUGAUCAUGAUGUACAUCUCCGUAUUUCCUAUCGCCAUAUCAGUGCGUAGGACGAACGUUUACGAAGAGAAGUCACUCGGCAUUUUCGGCGGCGAAGAAGAUGCUGGUGACGGAGAUCAAAGCUACGUCAGCCAGCAUUUGCGUAGGCAGCUAUCCUUCGACUUGUGGUACAUCUUCUUGGGACUAUUCAUCAUUGCUAUCGUGGAAGGUGAUCGCAUUGCUAAUACCAAUCAGCCGGCAUUCACGACGUUCAGUGUGUUGUUCGAGAUUGUGUCUGCAUACGGAACUGUCGGGCUUUCACUCGGCUAUCCCGACUAUACCCCUUCAUUCUCGGGACAAUUCAAGACCCUCAGUAAGCUCAUCAUCGUCGCGAUGAUGAUCAGAGGUCGCCAUCGUGGUUUACCAUAUGCGCUCGACCGCGCCAUCUUGCUCCCGAGCGAAAAGCUCCAGCAGAAAGAAGCUGCCGAAGCCGAGAGACAGAUGUUGCGCCGCCCCAGUACUUUUGCCGAAGGACAUCACGCCUUUACCAGAAGCAAAACGUGGGAAGACGGCGAGCUGGACAAGUGGGGCCUUCCUGCACAACACGCUGCAGCCGACCAGGCCAUGACGGCGGAUUCCGGCAGUGACCCGGAACACGCCGGUCUACGCCAGACCAACACCGGCCGCACAAACACAAGCCAGCAGGGCGGCAAACCACAUCAGAGAGUGAGAAGUCUUAGCAAGGCUAUCCUCAGCGGCUUGAACCCGGCACCGACUUUCAACAGCAAGUGGGACUAG
Molecule: messenger RNA, 2913 nt
Organism: Fulvia fulva
Lineage: Eukaryota; Fungi; Ascomycota; Dothideomycetes; Mycosphaerellales; Mycosphaerellaceae
Product: Low-affinity potassium transport protein
Exons: 1
Coding region: 1-2913 (970 amino acids)
Biological process (GO): intracellular potassium ion homeostasis; potassium ion import across plasma membrane
Cellular component (GO): plasma membrane
Molecular function (GO): high-affinity potassium ion transmembrane transporter activity
Source: RefSeq, a predicted model, not a curated record